AUGAAUACUAACACUUUGCAAAAAGAUAAUACCAACCAAAAUGAUGUGAAUAAAGACGUUGAUUUACAUAAAUUACAUGAAGAGUUAAGUCAAUCAGAACAGCAAAUAACAGCAAUUAUAGAAUCAUUUAUAGAAUUGGGUGUAUCGAUAUAUGAUUUCCCUGGUACGCCAGAAGCUACUCAGGGAAUGAUCACUAAUUUGAAACGUAAUGUGGACCGUCUUUUCAAACUAAAUCAGGUCUCGAAUGAUCCGGAGUCCACUUUACAAAAAGUUAGUAUUCCAUUCGAAGUGGUUCAGUACAUUGAGGAUGGACGAAAUCCUGAUAUUUAUACAAGAGAAUUCGUAGAAGCUAUCAGAAGAUCGAAUCAAUAUCAAAGGGCCAAGAUGCAUGGGUUGAAACUGUUAAGAGACUCAUUGGCAGAGAAAAUCAGUGAAGAAUUUCCUGAUUUGGAGUCGACUGUCCAAGAUAUUCUGCAGAGAACUAAUCUACAAAAAGAAGAAUAG
Arxiozyma heterogenica is the source of this 504-nucleotide messenger RNA. It is a transcript of the gene NUT2, whose product is annotated as mediator complex subunit NUT2. Gene Ontology annotation, molecular function: transcription coregulator activity. The record is from RefSeq and is a predicted model, not a curated record. The transcript has a single exon. Gene Ontology annotation, biological process: positive regulation of transcription by RNA polymerase II. The coding region runs from base 1 to 504 and encodes 167 amino acids. Lineage: Eukaryota; Fungi; Ascomycota; Saccharomycetes; Saccharomycetales; Saccharomycetaceae. Gene Ontology annotation, cellular component: mediator complex.